Messenger RNA from Suillus discolor, 1324 nucleotides. RefSeq lists its product as uncharacterized. The record is from RefSeq and is a predicted model, not a curated record. The transcript has 14 exons. Lineage: Eukaryota; Fungi; Basidiomycota; Agaricomycetes; Boletales; Suillaceae. The coding region runs from base 285 to 1172 and encodes 295 amino acids.
CGAGCGCGAUCAUCGUAACGAUGAUGGCGGCUCAUAAUUUGCUGAUACACCAUUCACACACAGAUCAGUGAUACACCGACCGAACUGGACUCGGAGCACAUAAGCGGUAUGCCAUGCGCAGCAUUAUAUGAGCUGGCUGCAUACAUGACACUAGCUUACAGUUAGCUCAGGCUAGUACUUGAGGCCUGAGAUUGUGGGAAGGACCAUCAAAAUCAUCCCGGCUGAUACAUUUAACGGGUCGCCGCAAAUUCUUAACGCCUUCUGUUGAAUAUUGCCUCAACAUAAUGUUUGCUACUGACUUGGACGCACAACAGAUAUCGUUGUGCACUUACGCCGUCCUGGCAGGGAACAGUAUCCUGAUAUACGACCAUGUGUUGACUCUACCAGAAGAAUUCGCUUUCAUUUGGCGUCGCCCAAAAGGACUAGCUGCAAUGUUAUUUCUGCUCAAUCGCUAUCUCGCCCUUCUCGGCAUUAUCUGCAGUAUGGUCGUAGAACUCUUUCUUGUUUCAGACGAGGUUUGUUCGAAAUAUACGAUAUCCAGACAACUGGACAUCUUCUUCCAAGGAAUCAUCAUUUGCAUUAUAAUGGCUAUGCGCACUUAUGCUCUCUACGGCUGUAGCCAACAUCUGCUUACCUGGAUGACCAUCAUUAUCAUUGCUCUUGGGGGAGUAGCUUGUGCCGUCACUUUUGCACAAGUUUCAGGUGAUGCAGCAAUCUUGCCAGGAAUCGGCUGUUAUGAAGUAUAUACAGCAGAAACAGCCGCCCGAAUUGGGCUGGCAUGGGUGGCCUUCUUUGUUUUUGAUUUACUUAUCUUCGUCCUCACAGUGUACAGAAUCUGCAAAACUAGGGGUUUACCACGAUUAUCUCUGACAACUACGAGAAAUAUCAUGGAUGUCAUAUUUCAGGAUGGUGCGAUGUAUUUUGGAGCUAUGGCACUGAUUCAUAUACCAAACAUCCUGACAUACUAUUCUGGUUCAGUCGCUAUCAGAGGCAGUCUGUGCAAUUUCACAAGCUGUAUAUCCGUUACUCUCAUUUCUCGGCUGAUGCUUAACCUGCACAAGACCAUUCACACUGGUAUUUUCUCCACCAACGUCCGGGACGACGACUACUGCCUCGAUGUCCUUACCACCAGGGUAGAUGUACAGUCCGCUAUAUCCUCUCACUAUUGGUAGGCUAGUAUUGAAUCUUGUAUCUGGAUGCCAAGCUGGGAGUGAAAGUUAUUUCCAAACCUUUUUUCGAAGGCAGCGCAGUGUGACAGGGUGGUGGACAACGCUGCAUCUCGUGCUGGCGGCUAUGCGUGCCUAAAAUCUAUGUUACUUCUGGC